AUGGGAGUAGACAAGAGUGAUUGGGAAUGGAUUGUGAUAAUUUUAGUUGUUGUGUUGUUAAUGCAGGACGCAAGUACAAGAAACUCAGUCAAUAGGUCUAAGUUGUGUAUGCCUCAUCGUACGGGUAGCAGGCCUAUUAGAGAGAUUGUUUACGAAAUGGGAGGCAAAGAUGGUAAUCCACUAAACAUGGCAACUAUUUUCUUUGAGACACGUAAGAAGGGAAAUGAGCUUGUCGAACCUGAAACCGUUGAAAAAUAUGUAGUGGAAAGGUGCUUUGGACCUCAAUGCAAAAGUCACGUAGUUGGAUUUGGUGGUGGAAUAACAACUAAAGAGUUAAAAGGCGGUACCACCUCAAAGGCUGCAUUGUGGGAAGAGCUGAAAACAACUCGAAAAGAAAAGGAAUCACUACAAAAACGCAUGGAUAUUCUAGAGAGUAAAUAUGAACAGCUUGAAAAUAUAGUGAUCCGUUAG
This is a messenger RNA of Solanum stenotomum, 471 nucleotides long. RefSeq lists its product as uncharacterized. Lineage: Eukaryota; Viridiplantae; Streptophyta; Magnoliopsida; Solanales; Solanaceae. The record is from RefSeq and is a predicted model, not a curated record. The coding region runs from base 1 to 471 and encodes 156 amino acids. The transcript has 4 exons.